Molecule: messenger RNA, 1834 nt
Organism: Cucurbita pepo subsp. pepo (vegetable marrow)
Lineage: Eukaryota; Viridiplantae; Streptophyta; Magnoliopsida; Cucurbitales; Cucurbitaceae
Gene: TRANS11
Product: translocase 11
Biological process (GO): cell wall organization; cell wall macromolecule biosynthetic process
Cellular component (GO): plasma membrane
Molecular function (GO): phospho-N-acetylmuramoyl-pentapeptide-transferase activity
Source: RefSeq, a predicted model, not a curated record
UUUUUNCUUCCUUCUAUAUUCUUAGAUCUGAUGCUUCGGCUCAUCGUUUUUCUCGUUUGUAACGAUGCUUUCUUCUUCUCAUACUUUGAAUCUUCGUCUCCACGAUCACCACCGUCGUUCAAGGCUCUUCCGAUGGCAGUCGUGGUUCGACAAUCCCGUAGCUACAAGGAAUUCCACCAGUUUUUCGAUGGCGCGUUUCUAUACAGAUUUGUAUUACGGCGUCAAGCUAAGAACAUUGACGGUUCAUAAGACUCGGCACUAUCAACCACGUUGCAUUACUGAAGUUAGAGCCUUCGAUCAGGAUUCAUUUGAUUUUGGCAUACCCUCGCUUGACCACUUCAGUGACAAUGAGGGGACUACUUCUGGAUUUGAGCCUCUAUCCAGUGAUGGCGAUGACAGCGAUUCAGAUAUGAUGCUAAAUCCAGUUUCAGAUAUUGAUUUGCCUACUGUAUCAGUGCAACACGAUGAUGCAUUGACAGUGGCUGCCCACCGGAUGGCAAUGCUCAGUAGAGGACGUCAGAAACACAGGAUCAGACAUGGUCUUUUUACAAAUACAGGGCUGAUAGCUUUCUUGACGGCUCUUCUUCUCUAUGUGGAUUGGUGUGCGUGGCGAACUGUUCGACUCCCUCUAGGGCCAUUUCAUCUUACUGGCCCUUUUUUGAUAUCGGCCUUUUUAGCCGCAUGUGCAGGCUAUAUUUUUGUUCCAGUACUCUAUCAGCUUAAGGUUUACCAAAUUACGAGGCAAGAAAGACCUGUUAGACACGCGUUAAAGAGAAAGACGCCUACUAUGGGUGGAUUGUUUUUUGUGCCAAUUGGUAUAGCUGUUGCUAAACACUUUACUGGUUUUUCUUCCGCUGAAGUUUCUGGAGCAUCACUGGCAACUUUAGCAUUUUUUGCUAUUGGAAUGGUAGAUGAUAUCUUAAGCUUAAUCAGGACUCACAAGUGUGGUUUGAGUGCGUGGAUCAAAAUUUUUCUGCAGGCAGCUGUUGGAAUGUGGUUUUCUUUUUGGCUCCAAGAUGCAAGUAUAUCAUCUCCUUACAGCAUGAAAAUGUUGAUUCCUAUGCCUGCACCUCUUGGCCUUGUAUUCCUUGGAAAAUGCUACAUGUGGUUGACUUCGUUUUGUUUUGUUUCCAUGGGAUAUGGAAUAAACCAGACGGAUGGUCUUGAUGGACUUGCUGGCGGGACUGCUGCAUUGGCCUUCAUUGGGAUGGCUAUUGCGGUGCUUCCAAUAUCUUCUGACCUUUCCAUAUUUGGAGCAUCAAUGUCUGGAGCUUGUGUUGGUUUUCUUUUGCACAACCGAUUUAAGGCCUCUGUAUUUAUGGGUGAUACUGGAUCCUUUGCACUCGGUGGAGCAUUAGCUGCAAUGGCUGCCUGCAGUGGAAUGUUUUUCCCACUAUUCAUCUCUUCACUAGUUUUUGUAUUAGAAACAUCAUCAGUUAUCUUGCAGGCGGUAUACUUCAAGAUGACAAAAAAGUUCCAUGGAGCUGGGCGUCGCAUUUUCCAAAUGGUGCCAUUUCAUCAUCACCUGGAGUUAUGUGGCAUCAAAGAACCAUUCAUUGUUGCUGGGGCGUAUACAGUAUCGUCCAUCUUGGCACUGGUCGCAGGUUAUGUUGGCCUUAUUUCAGCCUAGUUUUUCAAGUUAAACAUAUGGAAUGGAAGAAUUAAACUUUUUACCUCUUCGUUAAGAGCAUAUGUCUUUAACAAGGUUUGUUUAGGUUGCUCUUAACACUAUGAUUAACACCCAAUUUUGUAGUUAUAAAAGAUUCAAAUUAUAUACUCUUUUAUAAGAACAAAUUAAAUCAAAUCGUUUGCUUAGAAGAGUUGGGUUAUAUGU